Molecule: messenger RNA, 1071 nt
Organism: Phyllostomus hastatus (greater spear-nosed bat)
Lineage: Eukaryota; Metazoa; Chordata; Mammalia; Chiroptera; Phyllostomidae
Gene: CUNH10orf62
Product: chromosome unknown C10orf62 homolog
Exons: 1
Coding region: 22-714 (230 amino acids)
Source: RefSeq, a predicted model, not a curated record
UUACUCGGAGGUGGAGGCCUCAUGCUGUGGCUUCAGAGGAAGAGGAGAAGGAAGAUAGCUUCUGAGUCUCCACAAGACGAGCACGAGCCACAAAGCACACAGCGCCACAAAGCACAGAAUGACAACUGGAUCAAGUCUCACUUUAGCCGCCUUUCCGAAGAGAAGCUGGCCACCCACGGCGGUACCGCCCCUCCACAGCCUAAUAGUGGCCACAGAGAGGCCAGCACCAUGAUGCUCAUGGAGACCGCCCCCUCGAGGCAAGGAGAAGCAGGCACUGCUCGCCACCAGGGGCCCUUCCUGAACAAGCAGAAGGUUUUUGGGCCCUCAGUGGUCAAAGAGACCCACAAGGGGUCCUCAUCAACAGAUGAGGCUACGUGGUCCGCCGUGGCUAGUAGCACUAAGGACAUUGACGCCAAGGGACGGCAGCUGGCUAACUCCAUGAUGCAGCGGGCCAUGGUUUACCAGAAUUCAGGCCACGUGGAACCCAAGGACAUCAACCAGGAGGAGCUGAAGGCCCUCGGGGAAGUGGAGAUAAAGCUGAAAAGUAAUUUCCUCACCCAGCGGGAAACCACUGUAACUGGUAUGAACCACACACACACCUUCCAUGGCCACGGUCACCAUGGCCACCAGGAUCAUCCAGGCCACCCGAGCCACCAGAGCCACAGCCUGCCCAACCGCAGCCAUCAGCCCUAUCACCCCUUUGAAGCCACCUAACCACAGAUGGAGCGGCCCCUUCCCCCAACAGGGUUGGUACACAACCACAGGCCUGUUUUCUCUCCCGUGGGACAACCUGUGUGGCCCAGAGUAAGAUGCUCCACCCUGAUCCCUUCCACCUUCGGCCCCCUCGGGGGUCCUGGGCCCCUCUGACUUCAUGAGCAGGGUCUGCCACAGAGGACAGCCCUCGUGGAGGGAGAGCUGGGAAGAAGCACAGCAACUGAAACAGACUCACAGGCCCCUGCACCCACCCCCUGUGCUCACCCACUGAGAGAAGACAGAUGAGGCAGAUCCCAGGAGCAGCUGAGAGCCCUGCGCUGACGCCACAAGCCUGGAACUGAGCCAAUAAAGCCUUGU